Messenger RNA from Merops nubicus (carmine bee-eater), 4637 nucleotides. It is a transcript of the gene ROCK2, whose product is annotated as Rho-associated, coiled-coil containing protein kinase 2. Gene Ontology annotation, biological process: embryonic morphogenesis; Rho protein signal transduction; actomyosin structure organization. Bases 118 to 4029 code for a protein of 1303 amino acids. The transcript has 32 exons. Lineage: Eukaryota; Metazoa; Chordata; Aves; Coraciiformes; Meropidae. Gene Ontology annotation, molecular function: small GTPase binding; Rho-dependent protein serine/threonine kinase activity; ATP binding. The record is from RefSeq and is a predicted model, not a curated record. Gene Ontology annotation, cellular component: centrosome; cytoskeleton; cytoplasm.
GAUGGCUUGAAUUCUUUGGUCCUUGAUCUGGAUUAUCCAGCACUGAGGAAGAACAAGAACAUCGAUAAUUUCCUAAAUAGAUAUGAGAAGAUUGUGGAAAAAAUCCGAGCUUUACAAAUGAAAGCUGAAGACUAUGAUGUUGUUAAGGUGAUUGGAAGAGGGGCUUUUGGAGAAGUGCAGCUGGUUCGCCAUAAAAUGACACAGAAGGUUUAUGCAAUGAAGCUACUUAGUAAAUUUGAAAUGAUCAAGAGAUCAGAUUCAGCCUUUUUCUGGGAAGAAAGAGAUAUCAUGGCCUUCGCCAACAGUCCGUGGGUGGUUCAGCUAUUUUGUGCCUUUCAAGAUGACAAAUACUUGUACAUGGUAAUGGAAUACAUGCCAGGUGGAGAUCUUGUAAACCUUAUGAGCAAUUACGAUGUGCCUGAGAAAUGGGCCAAGUUCUAUACAGCUGAAGUUGUUCUUGCUCUUGAUGCAAUUCACUCCAUGGGCUUGAUACACAGGGAUGUGAAGCCUGACAAUAUGCUUUUAGAUAAAUAUGGGCAUCUGAAGCUGGCAGAUUUUGGCACUUGCAUGAAAAUGGAUGAAACAGGUAUGGUGCGCUGCGACACGGCCGUGGGCACCCCCGACUACAUAUCGCCCGAAGUGCUGAAGUCCCAAGGGGGUGACGGCUAUUAUGGACGGGAAUGCGACUGGUGGUCUGUGGGAGUUUUCCUCUUCGAGAUGCUGGUUGGUGAUACUCCUUUUUAUGCAGACUCACUAGUAGGAACAUACAGUAAAAUUAUGGAUCAUAAGAACUCAUUACAUUUCCCAGAUGAUGUGGAAAUCUCUAAGCAUGCAAAGAACCUUAUCUGUGCCUUUUUAACUGAUAGGGAUGUGCGACUUGGGAGAAAUGGGGUAGAAGAAAUAAAGCAUCACCCUUUUUUCAAGAGUGAUCAGUGGAACUGGGACAACAUUCGAGAAACUGCUGCUCCUGUUGUUCCUGAGCUUAGCAGUGAUAUAGAUAGCAGUAAUUUUGAUGACAUUGAGGACGACAAGGGAGACGUGGAAACCUUUCCAAUCCCUAAAGCCUUUGUGGGAAACCAGCUGCCUUUUAUAGGAUUUACCUACUACAGAGACAAUUUGUUGCUAAGUGACUCCUCUCAGUCUUGCAGAGAAAAUGAAUCUGUGCAAUCUAGUAAAAAUGAGGACAGCAAGGAGUUUCAGAAAAAGCUAAGCAAGCUAGAAGAACAGCUCAGUAACGAAUUGCAAGCCAAAGAUGAACUAGAACAGAAGUACAGGUCUACUAAUACUCGUUUAGAGAAGAUAGUGAAAGAGCUAGAUGAAGAGAUAACUUCAAGGAAGAAUGUAGAGUCUGCAGUCAGACAGUUAGAAAGAGAGAAGGCACUUCUUCAGCAUAAGAAUACAGAAUACCAGAGGAAAGCAGAACAUGAAGCAGAUAAGAAACGCAAUUUGGAAAAUGAGGUUAACAGUUUGAAAGACCAGCUUGAAGAUUUAAAAAAGAGGAACCAGAACUCUCAAAUAUCCAAUGAGAAAAUCAAUCAACUACAGAGACAGUUGGAUGAAGCCAAUUCUUUGCUGCGGUCAGAGUCUGAUACUGCAGCCAGGUUAAGGAAGAACCAGACAGAAAGCACAAAGCAAAUCCAGCAGCUGGAAGCUAAUAAUAGAGAACUACAAGAUAAGAACUGCCUGCUAGAGAAUGCAAAACUCAAACUGGAGAAGGACUUUCUCAAUCUUCAGUCAGCUCUAGAAUCGGAAAGGAGAGAUCGAAGUCAUGGAUCAGAGAUUAUCAGUGAUUUACAAGGUCGAAUAUCUAGCCUUGAAGAAGAAGUGAAAAAUGGUAAGAGUGCAUUAGCCAAACUGGAAAUGGAGAAGAGACAAUUGCAGGAAAAACUUACAGAUUUAGAAAAGGAAAAGAGCAACAUGGAAAUAGAUAUGACAUAUAAAUUCAAAGUUAUGCAGCAGAACCUUGAACAAGAAGAAGCUGAACAUAAAGCCACAAAAGCAAGAUUAGCAGACAAAAAUAAGAUCUAUGAAUCUAUAGAAGAGGCAAAAUCUGAAGCCAUGAAAGAAAUGGAGAAGAAGCUUUUGGAAGAGAGAGCUCUAAAGCAGAAAGUGGAAAAUAGGUUGUUAGAAGCUGAAAAGCAGCGCUCCAUGUUGGACUGUGAUCUCAAACAAUCACAGCAGAAAAUCAAUGAGCUCCUUAGGCAGAAGGAUCUACUGAAUGAAGAUGUAAAAAACCUAACAUUAAAAAUAGAGCAAGAAACACAAAAGCGCUGUCUCACUCAAAAUGACCUCAAGAUGCAAACGCAGCAAGUCAACACCUUGAAAAUGUCAGAGAAGCAGCUAAAACAGGAAAAUAACCAUCUUCAGGAAAUCAAAUUAAGUCUGGAAAAACAAAACAAUGAGCUCCGCAAGGAACGUCAAGAUGCAGACGGACAAAUGAAAGAGCUUCAAGACCAACUUGAAGCUGAACAGUAUUUCUCUACUCUGUAUAAGACACAAGUUCGAGAACUUAAAGAAGAGUGUGAGGAAAAGACCAAACUUUGUAAAGAAAUGCCACAAAAGAUACAAGAGUUACAGGAUGAGAGAGAUUCCUUGGCUGCUCAGCUAGAGAUUACUUUGACAAAGGCAGAUUCAGAACAACUUGCACGUUCCAUUGCUGAGGAGCAGUACUCUGAUUUGGAAAAAGAGAAGAUAAUGAAAGAGCUGGAGAUUAAAGAGAUGAUGGCUAGGCAUAAACAGGAACUUACUGAGAAAGAUGCCACCAUAGCCUCUCUGGAGGAAGCAAAUAGGACACUAACUAGUGAUGUGGCUAAUCUUGCUAAUGAGAAAGAAGAACUAAACAAUAAACUGAAGGAAGUGCAAGAACAAAUUACAAAGCUAAAAGAAGAAGAGGCAAAUGUAGGAAAUAUUAAAGCACAAUUUGAGAAACAGCUGUUGAAUGAAAGAACAUUGAAAACCCAGGCUGUCAAUAAAUUGGCUGAGAUAAUGAAUCGGAAGGGUCCAGUCAAACGUGGAGCUGACACUGAUGUACGGCGCAAGGAGAAGGAGAACAGGAAACUGCAUAUGGAACUGAAGUCUGAACGAGAAAAGUUAACCCAAAUGAUGAUCAAAUAUCAGAAGGAAAUCAACGAAAUGCAGGCACAAAUAGCAGAAGAGAGUCAGAUACGGAUUGAACUCCAGAUGACUCUGGACAGCAAAGACAGUGACAUUGAACAGCUUCGUUCACAGCUGCAGUCAUUGCACAUUGGUCUGGACAACAGUAGCAUAGGUAGUGGGCCUGGAGAUGCUGAGGCAGAUGAUGGAUUCCCUGAAUCAAGAUUGGAAGGCUGGCUAUCGCUGCCUGUUAGAAAUAACACUAAAAAAUUUGGAUGGGUAAAGAAGUAUGUAAUUGUAAGCAGUAAGAAGAUUCUGUUCUAUGACAGCGAACAAGAUAAAGAACAAUCUAAUCCCUAUAUGGUAUUAGAUAUAGACAAACUCUUCCAUGUCCGACCAGUCACUCAGACUGAUGUGUACAGAGCAGAUUCCAAGGAAAUUCCUAGGAUAUUCCAGAUUCUAUAUGCUAAUGAAGGAGAGAGCAAAAAGGAACAGGAAUUUCCUGUGGAACCCAUGGGGGAGAAGUCAAAUUACAUUUGUCACAAAGGACAUGAGUUUAUACCUACUCUUUAUCACUUUCCAACCAAUUGUGAAGCUUGUAUGAAGCCACUGUGGCAUAUGUUUAAACCUCCUCCUGCUCUAGAAUGUCGCCGUUGCCAUAUCAAGUGUCACAAAGAUCACAUGGAUAAAAAAGAAGAGAUUAUAGCACCGUGCAAAGUAUACUAUGAUAUUUCAACGGCAAAGAAUCUACUACUGUUAGCUAAUUCUACAGAAGAACAGCAAAAAUGGGUGAGCCGACUGGUGAAAAAAAUACCCAAGAAGCCUCCAGCACCAGACCCCUUUGCUCGAUCUUCUCCCAGAACUUCCAUGAAGGUACAGCCAAACCAGUCCAUCAGACGACCAAGUCGACAGCUUCCUCCAAACAAACCAAGCUAACUGCUUUCCAUGAAUGCAGAUACGAUUCAAGGUGAUAAUUUCCUUCCCGUUACAGCAAGACUGAAACAUAUCCCAAAAUAUAUUAAAAAUAUAUUUUUUCCUGAGAGAUUGUGCUAUAUAUAUCAGAGGUUUACAUUUUUGCUGCAAUAUAAAUUACUAACUAAUCUCUGAGGGUUUUCCUGCAUUCUCCUGAGUGACUGAUCAAAUGAGGAAUGGUUGGUAAAUAGUAAAAGGAUAUGUUAGGUAACCUUUGAAACUCUGUUCCACAAAAGCUUCCUUGGCAAGACACACACACUACAUUUCAUAAAAGGAUCAAGAGGAAUGAAUAUUAAAAUGGAAGAAACUGACUUUUCAGCUUUUGUAAAGAUGCCACCAGCAUGCCCACAAGAAGAACAGGAGGAAGAUCCACCACGGUGAUAUAGACUGCAUCUGUAAGAAGUGACCAUUAUACUGUGUAUAUAUAUUGUACUGUAAUACUGCAAGAGGGUUUUAAAAAUCUUUCCACUUUAUUUUUUUAUGCUUAUUAAUCAGAUACCGUUACUUACUGCAGUUGCAACUAUGCACUUGUAUAAAGCCAUAAUGUUGAAGUUCUAUCAUUCAUACACGUC